This is a messenger RNA of Acyrthosiphon pisum (pea aphid), 702 nucleotides long. RefSeq names its product zinc finger protein 2-like. Lineage: Eukaryota; Metazoa; Arthropoda; Insecta; Hemiptera; Aphididae. Bases 124 to 663 code for a protein of 179 amino acids. Gene Ontology annotation, biological process: regulation of transcription by RNA polymerase II. The transcript has a single exon. Gene Ontology annotation, cellular component: PcG protein complex; transcription regulator complex; chromatin. The record is from RefSeq and is a predicted model, not a curated record. Gene Ontology annotation, molecular function: RNA polymerase II cis-regulatory region sequence-specific DNA binding; DNA-binding transcription factor activity, RNA polymerase II-specific.
AAUAAAUUAUAACUGAUCGUAAACAAAAUAGCAUAGUAACCAAAUAACUGUGUAAAAAACCAUAACAUAUGUUAAAUUCAUUAUUUUCUAAUAGAUAUAGACUGACGACACACCAGCGGAAAAAUGGAGAAGAAACUUCACCCAUGCGUUGUCUGCGACAAGUCGUACUCUGAUAAGGCCCGUUUGACAAGACACAAGCGAAUGCACACUGGAGAAAAACCGUUCGCGUGUAAUGUAUGCGAAAAGUCGUUUUCUGAAAGUGGCAGUUUGACCACACAUCGGCGCACACACACUGGAGAAAAACCGUACGCGUGUGAUGUAUGUGACAUGUCGUUCAGUCAAAGUAGCAAUUUGAACACACAUCGACGCUUACACAAUGGAGAAAAACCGUACGCGUGCGAUGGAUGCGACAUGUCGUUUAGUCAAAGAAUCGCUUUGACAACACAUCGACGCAGGCACACUGGAGAAAAACCGUACGCGUGCGAUGUAUGUGAAAAAUCGUUCAGUCAAAGAAUCUCUUUGACAAGACAUCGACGCACGCACACAAAAAAAAAACCAUUCGAGUGCAAUGUAUGUGAUAAGUCGUUCUGUGAAAGUGGUAGUUUGAUAAGACACAAACGUAUGGCACAUGGCGCAGUGAUCGGAAUUAUCAAAGAUCUAUGAUCCAAUGACCGUAUUAAAAUAAGAUAAAUCUUGAUAACA